GCCAGGAAGAAAGGGAAUUUACUGCAAGGCAGUUAUACCAUCAAAAUUACACCGACCUAGUACCUGUUACCACAGACAAGGCAGAUGCGUGCUGAAAUAACUGGAGCGUUGUGAGGCAAAGCACUGCUUGAGAUGUCCUAAACUGUAUGAAAAACAAAUACAUCACUGAAAAAGCUGGACCACAGUGAACUAAUAGGUUCUUUCUGCAACAGCAACAUUCACGCAGUUGACUUAUCUGGUGAAUAACACAUUGCAUAUUACUUUGGUUUUAUACGGAUGCGGAAUGACUGCGUGAACCCGUUUGUCCAAAGGAAAAUAGCUUGAGCUGAUCACCUGAUUGUUUGUUGGAGCGGAUCACUGACAACUGCAGUACACGGAUUCAACAGAGAAUUUCUAACAUUGGAAAGUUAAAUGAAAAAGGGAUUUUUUUUUCUAUUCUAGCGAAUCAAACACCGCUACAGUAUAUAAAGGAUUGUGAUUUUUGUGCUGUGUCGAUGGAACAUAACCUCAUCGUACGUUUAUUUAGAGAAACCAGUGUUGAUUAAUGAGGAGCUAAAUACUGGAGUAAUCCAACUACGGUUUUGUUUGCGGAAUGAGAAGGAGCAUAUCUAAGAUGUGUUACUGCAAUAUUAGGCAUCAGUAUGCCUGUUUGAAACCAGAUACUCGCUAACUGCAUCUUCAGAAGAAAGCAGGGGAUUGUUUUGGCAGCUGCUAUCCUACGAAUUAGAGAUUUCAUGAAUUCUGCAGUCCAGCAGCAUUGCAUGGUACAAUACUGUCUGAAUAAAGAAGUGGAAAACAAUUAGACAGUUACCAUGGACCUAAGGGAUUUUUACCUGUUGGCCGCUGUGGUUGCCUGCUUUUGGCUAGAUCCUGCUAUAGCCCAAGAACUGAUUUACCCGAUUAGAGAGGAAUUGCAAGAAAAUGUGCUUAUUGGAAACAUACCAAAGGAUCUGAAUAUUUCUCAUAUCAAUGCUGCAACUGGAACAAGUGCUAAUCUGGUCUACAGGCUGGUUUCUAAAGUUGGGGAUACACCUUUAGUCAGAGUUUUAAGCAGUACAGGGGAAAUAUUUACAACUUCUAACAGAAUCGACAGGGAAAGACUUUGUCCUGGUCCUUCUUAUGAAGAAAAUGAAUGUUCUUUUGAAAUUGAAGUUGUUAUCCUGCCAAAUGACUAUUUUAGGCUCAUUAAGAUUAAAAUUGUAGUCAAGGACACCAAUGACAAUGCCCCCAUGUUCCCAUUCCCUGUUAUAAACAUUUCUAUUCCAGAGAACACACUGAUAAAUAGCCGUUUCCCAAUUCCAUCAGCCACUGAUCCGGACACUGGAUUCAACAGUGUGCAACACUAUGAACUAGUAAAUGGGCAAAGUGCUUUUGGGUUGGACAUUGUAGAAACACCAGAAGGGGAAAAGUGGCCACAGCUUAUUGUACAGCAAAACUUAGAUAGAGAGCAGAAAGAUACUUAUGUCAUGAAGAUUAAAGUAGAGGAUGGAGGCAUGCCACAAAAGUCCAGCACUGCUAUCCUUCAAGUAACUGUCACUGAUGUAAAUGACAAUAGACCAGUUUUUAAGGAGAGCCAAAUCGAAGUGCACAUACCAGAAAAUGCACCAGUGGGUACCUCUGUUGUUCAGUUACAAGCAACAGAUGCAGAUGUUGGACCCAAUGCUGAUAUCAGAUACAUUUUUGGCACCCAAGUUUCCCUAGCUACUAAAAGACUGUUUUCUUUAAAUGGCACAACAGGCCUUAUAACAGUCCAGAGACCUUUAGACAGGGAGGAAACUGCAAUCCACAAAGUAACAGUACUGGCCAGUGAUGGCAGCUCCAGUCCAGCCAGGGCAACUGUUACUAUUAAUGUCACUGAUGUUAAUGACAAUCCACCAAACAUAGACCUGAGGUAUAUUAUUAGUCCAAUUAAUGGUACAGUUUACUUAUCUGAAAAAGAUCCUCUAAAUACAAAGAUUGCUCUGAUCACAGUUUCUGACAAGGAUACAGAUGUUAAUGGAAAAGUAAUCUGUUUUAUUGAAAAGGAUGUCCCCUUUCACCUAAGGGCAGUCUAUGAUAGCCAAUAUCUGUUGGAGACCUCAUCGCUGCUGGAUUAUGAGGGCACCAAAGAAUACAGCUUUAAAAUUGUAGCUUCAGAUUCCGGUAAACCCACCCUAAAUCAGACUGCUUUAGUCAGAGUGAAGCUGGAAGAUGAAAAUGAUAACCCUCCCAUUUUUAGUCAGCCUGUAAUUGAGUUGUCUGUUAUGGAAAACAAUGUACGUGGUUUGUACCUCACGACUAUUAGUGCCACUGAUGAGGACAGUGGGAAAAAUGCAGAAAUUGUUUACCAGCUUGGACCCAAUGCCUCUUUUUUUGACUUGGAUCGUAAAACUGGAGUUUUAACAGCAUCAAGAGUUUUUGACAGAGAAGAGCAAGAAAGAUUUCUUUUUACAGUCACUGCAAGAGACAAUGGAACUCCUCCACUUCAGAGCCAGGCAGCUGUAAUUGUAACUGUACAGGAUGAAAAUGACAACAGUCCUAAGUUUACUCAUAAUCAUUUUCAGUUUUUUGUAUCAGAGAACUUACCAAAGUACAGUACUGUGGGAGUGAUCACUGUAACAGAUGCUGAUGCAGGGGAGAAUGCUGCUGUGACUCUUUCCAUUCUAAAUGAUAAUGAAAACUUCAUAUUAGAUCCUUAUACUGGAGUUAUUAAGUCCAAUGUUUCAUUUGACAGAGAGCAGCAAAGCUCAUACACAUUUGAUGUCAGAGCUGUGGAUGGAGGUCAACCCCCUUGUUCAUCUGCUGCUAAAGUAACUAUAAAUGUUAUAGAUGUCAAUGACAAUACACCUGUUGUCAUUUAUCCACCAUCAAAUACGUCAUUUAAGUUGGUACCUCUCUCUGCUAUUCCUGGAUCAGUGGUGGCAGAGGUUUUUGCUGUGGAUGUUGACACCGGAAUGAAUGCUGAACUUAAAUAUACUAUUAUAAGUGGCAAUAACAAGGGCUUGUUUAGAAUUGAUCCUGUCACUGGUAAUAUCACCCUUGAAGAAAAGCCAGCUGUGGCUGAUAUUGGUCUUCAUCGACUAGUGGUCAACAUUAGUGAUCUGGGUUACCCAAAAUCUUUGCAUACCCUUGUUCUUCUGUUUCUCUACGUGAAUGACACUGUUGGCAAUACCACCUAUAUUUAUGACCUGAUACGCAAAACCAUGGAAACUCCUUUGGAUAAAAAUAUAGGUGACAGCAAUGAGACUUAUCAAAAUGGGGACUAUCUGACAAUUAUGAUUGCUAUAGUGGCAGGUGCUAUGGUUGUUAUAGUUGUCAUAUUUGUCACAGUGUUGGUGCGCUGCCGUCAUGCCUCAAGGUUCAAAGCAGCUCAGAGAAAUAAGCAAGGCGCUGAGUGGAUGUCCCCUAACCAGGAGAAUAAACAGAACAAGAAAAGGAAACGAAAGAAAAGGAAAUCGCCCAAGAAUUCUUUGUUGAAUUUUGUCACCAUCGAGGAAACCAAACCUGAUGACCCUGUACAUGAACCAAUAAAUGGUACAAUAAGCCUUCCAGCUGAACUGGAAGAGCAGGGUAUAGGACGGUUUGACUGGAGUGCUGCACCAACAACAACCUUUAAACCUAAUAGCCCUGACCUAGCUAGGCAUUAUAAGUCUGCCUCACCACAGUCUGCUUUUCAUCUGAAAGCAGACACUCCAGUGUCAGUGAAAAAACACCAUGUGAUUCAGGAGCUCCCUUUGGACAACACCUUUGUUGGGGGUUGUGACACCCUUUCGAAGCGAUCCUCCACUAGUUCAGACCACUUCAGUGCCUCAGAGUGCAGUUCCCAAGGAGGUUUCAAGACAAAGGGCCCAUUGCACACCAGACAGGGAACAUUAACCCGAGCACGAACUGAACUGAAUCCUGAAUAUCUGGACCUUCGAUCCCGGGCUGAACUGAAUCCUGAAUACUGGACCCCAUGCACACCCUUAUCACAGCGGCGUGUAACAUUUCACCUCCCUGAUGGCUCCCAGGAAAGCUGCAGUGACAGUGGUCUAGGAGACCAUGAGCCUGUGGGCAGUGGAACGCUCAUCUCACACCCUCUCCCUCUGGUUCAGCCGCAGGACGAAUUCUAUGAGCCAGCCUCACCUGACAAGAGGACUGAAGCUGAUGGAAACUCUGACCCCAACUCUGAUGGCCCUCUUGGUCCCAGAGGACUAGCUGAAGCUACAGAGAUGUGUACCCAGGAAUGCCUAGUGUUAGGCCACUCUGAUAACUGCUGGAUGCCUCCAGGUCUUGGAUCUUACCAGCAACCUAAGUCCCCCCUGUCUACUUUUGCCAAUCAAAAAGAAUGGGCCAAAGACAAACUAGUGAAUGGACAUACAUUGACAAGAUCCUGGAAAGAAGAUGGUAACCGAAAUCAGUUUGGGGACAGAAAGCAGUAUGGGAGUGCAGAAGGUCAUUUUAAAAAUGGGAAUCACAUGGCAGACAUACAAUUGGCUAACUUGAAGUCUUACAAACAAGCUUCAGGCACUGAUAGUCCAAUGGAACACCAACUAUAAAAACAACUUAGGUGACCAGAGGGUCAAUCAGUUGUCUUUGCAGCUUUUGAAUUAGACUUGUGCUACAGCUGUGUAAUAGUUAUAUGUACCAAGUAGGCCUCUAGACUUGUGCUUAAGCAGCAAGUAUACUGUAUACAAUUCUACUUUAUGAUGACACCUCAGAAGGUGUUUUGCAAAAUCGAUGACACCAGAUUAUUAACCAUUGUGAAGCGCCUGGGACUACUGGGACUAAAAUGGGACUAAAACUCAUUUGGAUUUACCUCCCAUGUACUUUGCCUUUAAUGAAAUGAAGGGAUUUCUGUGAAAAAAAUGGAAAAAAAAACUUUUUUGAAAUGAAUUAAUGGCUGACCAGUAUAUACAAGUAUUGUGACGUGGUUAUUAUUGAGCUGUUUUGGGACUAUAUUACUCGACACCAUCAAAGAAAAAGAAAAAUAUAAUGAAAGCAUUGUGCUAUUAACACUGUUAGUUGACACUUGUUAAGUCUGUCAUUGUUAAAGUGUUUGUAAAUAACAAAAAAUACUAACCAAUUUUGUGUACCUGUAAUAAUCACUUAACAGAAUAAGACAAUGUUUCAUGGUUGCUUUUCCCUUUUUAAGAGUUUAGUUUGCUUCCUGAUAGUAUUUCAUUUCUGUAAUAAAUUUAGUCAAGAGGGUUCACAUUUCUAAUCUUGAACAAAAACCAUACACUCAUAAAAUCCCUGUGCAGAAUGUUAACAAAUUAGUUAAUGUUGAACCUGCACAAUAUUACACAAAUCUCUGCUUUAAACCAAUUUAGUAGCACUCUAGAUACAAAUUUUAUAUAUAUUUAUAUAAUUGACAAUAAUUGUUCUAUUUGUUUCUUUGAAUUUCAAAUACAGUUGUUCUUGUGGAAGAAAAAAACAUAAAGUCUCUUACUGUGAUAUCUUUGCUUUCCUUGACAACAUUUAUUUUCAUAUUUAAUUUUAUUAUAAUACAAAUAAUUAUGUACUGUAUGUCCCAGUUCUGGUUGUUGUGUUUAAACAUUUUAAUUCAACCAUUGUUAAAACCUAUAUAUUGAUAUUUCAGUACAAUAAUUGUUUGAGUGUAAUCAUGAUGACUUCAUGUGUUAUGCCUUAAUGGCUUAUUACCAUGCAUUAGGCUGAUAAAAAUGAUUAGGAAAUGGGCAAAUGCCAAGCUAACAAUUGUUUAAUAUCUUAAGCAUAGGGUGCUUGGCAGAUAUCAGGAUUGUAUUUCUCUGCUGAUGGAAGUAAAACAAUGUAAUUAAUUUAAAAGACACAACAUAAUUACUUAAGAAGCACGUGCAGAAGAACCCACGUAUUUUAAAAUAUUUUGUUAAGGCAUGACAGCCAGUUUAAGCAAUGGAAAGCAUGCAAAUAUAGCUUUAAAAUUAAAUUUAUUUUGUGCCAUAUUUAAAUAACACUGGUUUAUUUGAAGAUUGAUUUGUGCAUUAAUUAAACAUCCAUUCUGUAUAGCACUGUUAUAUUUUAUGUCACAGUAUAAAAACCAUGUGGGAUGGGAAUUGCUUAUUGCAGUAUGUCUGUCAGUUGUGGGGGUGUUUGACAUCAUAGAUAUUCAAACAGUUAAUCCUUGUUACUGCUAUACAGGUAUCCAGCUAUUGCAAUAA
This is a messenger RNA of Lepisosteus oculatus (spotted gar), 6119 nucleotides long. Its product is annotated as protocadherin-9. Gene Ontology annotation, molecular function: calcium ion binding. Gene Ontology annotation, biological process: homophilic cell-cell adhesion. Gene Ontology annotation, cellular component: plasma membrane. The record is from RefSeq and is a predicted model, not a curated record. Lineage: Eukaryota; Metazoa; Chordata; Actinopteri; Semionotiformes; Lepisosteidae.